Physella acuta is the source of this 1000-nucleotide messenger RNA. RefSeq names its product 3-oxoacyl-[acyl-carrier-protein] reductase FabG-like. Gene Ontology annotation, molecular function: oxidoreductase activity. Lineage: Eukaryota; Metazoa; Mollusca; Gastropoda; Physidae. The record is from RefSeq and is a predicted model, not a curated record.
UAUUCCCAUUUUAGGUUUUUUAUUGGAGUUACGUAGCUUAAGUGUUAAUAGUGCUUUAAGCUUCUUCGUUGCGCACACGUUUAGGUAUCUUAUCACAGUACACUUUGUGCUUUGAUGUACACAAGGUUCAAGUAUCUUGAGACGAUGGAGAGACUCAGGCUUGAUGGACGUGUGGCAAUUAUUACAGGUAGCAGCUCUGGUAUAGGGGAAGAAACUGCGUUAUUGUUUGCCAAGCGUGGUGCAAGAGUUACCCUCCAUGGACGGGACGAGAAAAAACUGGCAGACGUUGAACGGAGAAUUAACCAGCCGGACAAGACCCUGAUAGUGGCAGGGGACAUCACCGAGGCAGCGGUCAGACAAAAACUGGUGGACGCGACGGUUGAAAAGUUUGGACGUCUGGACAUUCUGGUCAACAAUGCGGGGUUCGGACAUUUCUCCUUCAUCAAGGACCUGACGGAGGAAGCCUUCGACCACUGCCUCAACGCCCUUCUUAAGGCGCCCGUGUUCCUGUGUCAGGCAGCUCUGCCUCACUUGAUCCAGUCGAAAGGGAAUAUUGUCAACGUGAGUUCCGGCCUAACUGUAGCACCGAGCCCAGGCAUGUUUGCAUACGCCACUGCCAAGGUUGGGAUGGAAUAUUUCAUGAAAGCCGCCUCUUUGGAGUUCCAUGAAAUUGGCAUCCGCGUCAACACAGUCACACCAGGAGUGAUUGAGACGCCAAUUUUUGACAAAUUUUGUCCAUCAGAAGAAAUGAAAACACAGCUCCUGAACCAAAACGCUAAACAAACGCUGCUGGGCAGAAAUGGACAACCACAGGAAGUGGCCGAGGCUAUCGCAUUCCUGGCGUCUGACGCGGCAAGUUUCAUGACGGCUGCUGACGUCUUCAUAGAUGGGGGGCGUCGAGCCUUCUACCACAGCGGGGAGAAGGCCCCGAUGCCGAAUUAUGAUGACGUAAUGUUGAAAACCGGACAUUGACGCACGGAAGAUGCAUGCAUCAGUUCAG